Messenger RNA from Monopterus albus (swamp eel), 1394 nucleotides. RefSeq names its product protein CYR61. The record is from RefSeq and is a predicted model, not a curated record. Gene Ontology annotation, cellular component: extracellular region. Bases 108 to 1394 code for a protein of 428 amino acids. Lineage: Eukaryota; Metazoa; Chordata; Actinopteri; Synbranchiformes; Synbranchidae. Gene Ontology annotation, biological process: cell adhesion; positive regulation of cell differentiation; signal transduction. The transcript has 6 exons. Gene Ontology annotation, molecular function: heparin binding; integrin binding.
AUGAGAGGAUCACCGUGCACGUCGGAUUUAACCUGCUGAGGACUUAAUGAUUGUUUUAUCUGCUGUGCUGAACAUUUUCUUCUCUUCUGUGUGAAUCAGCUGGCACCAUGGGGAUACUGCUUUUAUGUGCUGUCUUGCAAGUAGUGACAGUCGGCUUGGUGGCUGCAAGCUGCCCGGUGGUGUGCGAGUGUCCCGCAGGGCCCCCAUCUUGCCCCCCAGGAGUCAGCUCUGUCCCGGACGGAUGUGGCUGCUGCAAAGUGUGUGCUGCUCAGCUCAACCAGGACUGCCGGGAGGGACGGCCCUGUGACCACCACAAAGGCCUGGAGUGCAACUAUGGCAACGAUGUGGGUCGUACCCACGGCAUCUGCAGGGCAAGGGCAGAGGGCCGCUCCUGUGAAUACAACGGGCAAAUUUAUCAAAACGGUGAGAAUUUCCGUGCUGGUUGCAAGCACCAGUGCACCUGCAUCGAUGGAGCGGUGGGCUGCAUGUCCCUGUGUCCCAGCCACGUGCCCCUGGCUUCCCCUUCCUGUCCUGCCCCACAGUUGGUCAAGGUGCCAGGCCAGUGCUGCCUCAGCAUUUACUGCCGCAAGGGAACCACCGUUGUGCCACCAGCACACCAAAGACCCCAGUCUCCAGCUUACCUGCCUCACCCCUUCACUCCCCACCUGGCCUCCCCCUACCCAAAGCCUUAUCCAAAACUCUACCGGAAGCUGUACCCCUACAAACCCAAGAAGGAGGAGGACACCCUGGGCAACGAGCUGCUGGAGGUGGGGCGCAAAUGGGACAAGGCUCGUGGAAACAAGCACCUGGCGGCCUGGAGGCAGGUGGGAGAUCAGUGUGCGGUUCAGACUACUUCCUGGUCUCAGUGUUCUCGGAGCUGUGGGAUGGGCAUCUCCUCUCGUGUUACCAAUGACAAUGCCCGCUGUAAGCUGAUCAAGGAGACCCGUCUGUGCAACGUCCGGCCAUGCAGCUCCAUGUCUGUGCCUGUCAAGAAAGGAAGGAAGUGCUCUCGUACCCACAAGGCCCCCGAGCCACACCGCCUGUCCUACGCCGGCUGCAGGAGCACUCGUCUCUACAGGCCCAACUACUGCGGCGUAUGCAGGGAUGGUCGCUGCUGCUCACCUCGUCGCACACGUACAGCCAGCGUGACCUUCACUUGCCCUGAUGGCGAACGCUUCAACAGGUCUGUGAUGUUCAUCCAGUCCUGCAAGUGCAAUGACCAGUGCAACCAUUUCAAUGAGACAGAUGUGACACGGUGGCCUGUCACCAGCGAAGGCAACGCUGCCAUGUAUGGAGCAUCAAUGUGGCUGAACCGGGAUCUGCUGUCAGCCUUGAGAUCCAGGGCUAGACCCCAGAGUCACAGCGGUCAGAAAGCCUCAUCUGGCGAUGGAUGA